AUGGGAAGCUCGCAUUUGCUGAACAAAGGAUUGCCUUUAGGUAAACAUUUACCUUUCAUUUUGUGCAUGGGACCAAAUGUUAACUGUGAUUGCGCUGUGUGGUGUGGACACAUAUCUGUGUGUUCAGUGUACUGUACAGUAUUCUGCCUUCCCCUCCCCCCUCUUCCUUCUCCCCUCCCCUCUCUUUCUCUCUCCAUUAUCUUUCAUCUCUCCCAUUUAGACACUUACCAUACCGUAAUAACUUGCUUUCUGCUCCGAAUGUGUUUCUGUUCAGCUGUUUUGGACAUGGUCAGAGGAGAUGUGUGUGUGUGUGAGGGGUUAGAGCCUUUCUGUGUUGAUCCAUGGAAUGAUUAGCCUCUAGCCUCCUGUGGAGAUGAAGGACACAAAUACUAUUUCCCUCAAAAAAUGUGAGGCAAGGACCACACAGCAGGUUUUUCCCGUUCAUUGUGCAGUGGGGAACGGUGUUUCCAGUUCCGGUCUUGACUUGCUUCCUAAUUUUCCUUUCAGGGGAGAAGGAAACUUUCAUUCUAGAACGGUCUACUAGGGGAAUACUUCAGGUUCAGGAAGUACAGAAAGCAGCUUUGUAGGUGCUUAGUACUGAUGCUGCUAUUGUGAAUACUUCCAUGUUUUCAUACUGGUGUCUGUUACUUAGACAUUUUUUAUUAUUGGAUUCACAACAGCAGCAUAUUCUCUACAGUGGGGGUAUUGUUUGAUCUUCAUGAUUGAUCUUUGUAUGAUUAUUCAUGUCUGGGCUCGUAGGGGUCUUCAGUUCUGUGAUCAAUGGAUCGUGUCUUAUCAUUAUUAAAAUGGACACAUGCCAAUUCACCCCUGGGGUGCUCAAAUUUGCAGAAUUACCCACAUACAAAACCCCCAUAUCAUUAUGGCCAUGGAAUGUCAUGGAUAUUGGUGAUAAAACAUGCAUUGUUUGUAAUUCUUUUUGCAUUUCUGUCAUCUUUGAUGAACACAUGACUGAAACAUGUAUUGUAGACAAACCAGACGUGGCUUAGUGAUCUGUGUACAUGAGAGAGUGCUUGUGUGAUUGUGUUAUGCCUGUGUGUGUGUGUGUGUAUCGGUGUAUGUGUCUCGGUGAGAAUGCAUGUGUCCGCCCGCAUGUGUGUGUGUGCUGGUAGUGGAUGAGGGAGGGAGCUAGAGGAGAGUGUCUAUACUCCCCUGGCUCAUCUGGGAGGGAGAUCUCCUGUGGGAACAACAGUGGGUAGAGACCAUCACGCCAUGUUUGUGCCAGAUUGGCUAUGAUCAUAAAUCACACAGCUUGAGCUGCUCACAGGUGCACCAUUUUCCCCUUUCCUUAUGGUGGUUACAGUUACAAUGCUACCUUUCAUAUGAAUGAAAAUAUAGGUUUUAUUGUGCUGUAUUGAAAUAGAAUGGGCUGAUUCCUGGCAUGCUCACUGUAAAAAAAAAAAAAGGCAAAUAAAUAAAAUAGAGCUAUGUUUGAAGCAUUUUACAUUUGCAUAUUAGAGGACAGGUCUGAUAUCCUUGUAGAACACAACUGGGACUUUCUGAGGUGCUGACCUUAUUUUCAGGAAGUAGCUUUGACUGUAUGAGCAUAGAUGAGGGUUCACUGUAGCAGACGGAGGGGGGACAACCCUUAGGCCACGAGAGACACUGUAGAAUAUUGGACCCAAGGGUCGUUCCUACUGAUUCUCACAAGGUCAUAUCCUCCACUGGAAUGAAAGAUAUUUCCUUCCAGUUAGAAAGACCUCUGUAAAUGUGUCAGUAAAAUGUGGUAAAGUGAUGAUAGGGAUCUUUUUCCAUUCGGACUAUUUCUCCCCGUUGAUGUGUUCACAUGAAUCCCUUAUUAGAGUAGGAUGAAUGCCAUGCAGAACUGAUGCUCAUAUUUUGACUAAUUCCAGUGUUAAUCCAGAAGACUGAAUUGUGAAGUAGAGUACACUACAUCCCAUCGUUACUGUUAUCUUCCAAACAAGUGGAUGUACAGUUAAAACACAGAUUAUUUGGGACAAUGAGUAGCAUCAGUGUAGAAAAUGUGACAUAUUCUAACAAUUUGAUGCACAGAGGAUUUCCUGUUGCAUUAUUCUGUGAGUGAACUGUAGUGCAAUUGACCCACACAGUUGCUCUUUAAAAAUAAAUUGGUUUCUCACUGUAGUGGUUUAGUCAUUUAUAGUUAAUGCGAGCAUGGCAGUUGGUUAAAUGUCAUUUAUAGUUUAGUUACCACUCUCACCGUAAUUUGAAUGGCUAAUUUGAUGAAUUGCACCAUCAGGGGGUAUAUUUCUCAUUUAGUGACUAAUUUUCUAUGAAAGGCUAGAGUCUGCUCCUGGCGACUUGUCAAAAACGUGCAUGAAGAUGACCUAUACAAUUUUUUAUGGCUUUCCAGUCAUGGACGCAAUAUUGCCUUAUUAGAAACUGCAAAUCAUUCUGAAACCCAAAUAAAGUAUGAGACUCCUUUUUGGAUUUAGUUUACUCGUAUGGGGAUCAUUAACAUACCAGCUGCCAAUUAGAUUUGUGGGGGUUUUAGGUGGAAAAUAGUAAGCAUGAUCAUAAACAUAUCACAACCCAUACUGUAGACAUACCUCUUUCCAGACUUACUGUCUGUGAGCGGUCCUUAACAGUAGAAUAUGAUGUCAAAUACAGAAUGUUUACCCAUCCUCUCUCUCUGUCUGCAGGCAUCCGGCCACCAAUCAUGAAUGGGCCCAUGCACCCGCGGCCCCUGGUGGCCCUGCUGGACGGGCGUGACUGCACCAUAGAGAUGCCCAUCCUGAAAGACGUGGCCACUGUGGCCUUCUGUGAUGCCCAGUCCACCCAGGAGAUCCAUGAGAAGGUGCUGCCAUGCCUCUACAUGUUAUGUCCUGCUCAGCUUCAUUUACAUGCUACCUAUUUCAAGUUAAUUAGACUUAAAAAAGACUCCCUGGCCUAAAAAUAGUAUUUGUUGAAUAUAUUAUAUGCAAGACCAUGUGCUGUUAAACAAGCUUGUUCAAACACUGUAAUCAACAAUGUCCUAAAAACGAUGACACAAACAACUAAUUUACAAUGACAGAAAUAAGCCUGACAAGUAUACAUAUUUAAGUUAAAAUAAAUAGUUGAAUCUCCCUAAUUAGCAAAACAAUACAAUAGACUUUUAUAUUUUUAUUUAUUUUGCCUUUUGACCCUUGGUAGGCAGUCAUUGUAAAUAAGAAUGUAUUCUUAAUUGACUUGCCUAGUUAAAUAAAAGGUAAAAAAAUUAAUUAUAUAUAUAUAUAAUAAUAAUAUGCCAUUUAGCAGACGCUUUUAUCCAAAGCGACUUACAGUCAUGUGUGCAUACAUUUUUACGUAUGGGUGGUCCCGGGGAUCGAACCCACUACCCUGGCGUUACAAGCGCCAUGCUCUACCAAUUGAGCUAUAUAUAAUAAGACCACCCAGUGCAACAAAGCAAAAUUAAAUAUCAGAGGAAAAUUGGCCAUCCAUACUUUCUGUAGUGCUGAUUCCCAGUGUUGGUUUCUGGCGUGUUUUCUCCUGUUCUGGUUCUGAAUGUAUGGCAGGCUGAAUCUUUGAGCUCUCCCUGGCCCUGUAGAAACAGAUGGCACCCACACUCUCUCCUCAUUGAGCUCUCCCUGGCCCUGUAGAAACAGAUGGCACCCACACUCUCUCCUCAUUGAGCUCUCCCUGGCCCUGUAGAAACAUAUGGCACCCACACUCUCUCCUCAUUGAGCUCUCCCUGGCCCUGUAGAAACAGAUGGCACCCACACUAUCUCCUCAUUGAGCUCUCCCUGGCCCUGUAGAAACAGAUGGCACCCACACUCUCUCCUCAUUGAGCUCUCCCUGGCCCUACAGAAACAGCUGGCACCCACACUCUCUCCUCAUUGAGCUCUCCCUGGCCCUGUAGAAACAGAUGGCACCCACACUCUCUCCUCAUUGAGCUCUCCCUGGCCCUGUAGAAACAGAUGGCACCCACACUCUCUCCUCAUUGAGCUCUCCCUGGCCCUGUAGAAACAGAUGGCACCCACACUCUCUCCUCAUUGAGCUCUCCCUGGCCCUGUAGAAACAGAUGGCACCCACACUCUCUCCUCAUUGAGCUCUCCCUGGCCCUGCAGAAACAGAUGGCACCCACACUCUCUCCUCAUUCCCUUUCACAGGCCCAUAACCACCCAGCUCCUUGCCUAAUUAAAACAUCCCCUUUCAGUUUAAUUGAGCUACACGGUGGCUUUACACAGCACAUAAAGGGAGAGGUGACAGAGCGUAUGGUACUAGCUCCAGUUGAACCUACUAUAAGAACCCAUGUCGGGGCCUAUGGAGCAACCACACCGCUAUGGUUAAUGAAUUGCUUUGCAUUCAGAUGACACAUUAGUUUGAAGUGGUCUAUUUCUCUUAUUGAAGGGUGCUGUAUAACUGUCCUCUGGUGUACUGAACCUGAGUGUUGUGUUGGCAGGUACUGAACGAGGCUGUAGGAGCUCUGGUGUACCACACCAUCACACUAAUGAGGGAGGACCUGGACAAAUUCAAGGCACUGCGGAUCAUCGUCCGCAUAGGCAGCGGCUUCGACAACAUCGAUAUCAAGUCGGCUGGAGAUUUAGGUGAGAUCCUGCAGUGCUCUUUCUCAACUUGAUACGGAUGUCCACUCAAAGACUUACCGGCUUUGAACUGAUCACUAGGUCAAAUCUUGUAUUAUUGUCUGCAUGUUAUAAUAUUCCAUUUAAAAUAAAGUGCAAUUGCUCAGAUCUCCAUAAUAAUAAUAAAAACGUUUUGAAACAGUAUAUAGGUCUAUACCCACCUUACAUUAGGAGGAACUGUUUACAUUAGUCCUGUCGUCCAAUAGGGAUAGCAGUGUGUAACAUGCCAGCAGCAUCGGUAGAGGAGACAGCGGACUCCACACUGUGUCACAUCCUGAACCUGUACAGACGGACCACGUGGCUCCACCAGGCGCUGCGCGAGGGCACCAGGGUCCAGAGUGUGGAGCAGAUCAGGGAGGUGGCGUCCGGGGCAGCGCGGAUCCGUGGGGAGACACUUGGCAUCAUCGGCCUCGGUUAGUGCGAGAUAUUACAGUACAGUGUUGUAUUACAGAUGGAGGAUCUUCAUCUGAUCCCCCUAUUGCAGGAUAACUUUCCUGCCAUGCAGGACAUUUAAAACUUGCAGUGUAUUUGAGGUUUAAAAAGGCUUCAGAAGUUUGUAAUUUUCACUUUGACAUUUCAGACUUGAUUUUCCCUUACGAAAAAUGUAUCAACCUCUUCAAAAAUGUCCAUUAAUUAUAAUCCACAUAAUAAUUCACAUUUCCUUUUGUUGAAGGAUUCUUUUCCUGUUGUAGUGAACUGGCUCAAAUUAAGAUCCUACGUCUGUACAUUGUAUUACACUGCUCAACUGGCUGUUAGCUGAAGAUAAGAUUGUCGGUAUAAUGAAUAGGAAAUCGGUUGUUCAAAUAUGGGCUUGUUCAGUAGAGUUCGAUGGCUUUUAUGUAUGCCAUUUUGAGCUGUGAUGUGUUACAAAACAGGCAUAGUAAAUGCUGUAAGGAAUUCACCUUUAUUGGAUCUCUUUGCUGUAACUAUUUACAGUUGAAGUCGGAAGUUUAAAACUCAUUUUUCAACCACUCCACACAUUUCUUGUCCUAACCGACUUGCCAAAACUAUAGUUUGUUAACAUCUACUUUGUGCAUGACACAAGUAAUUUUUCCAACAAUUGUUUACAGACUGAUAAUUUAACUUAAUUCACUGUAUCACAAUCACAUACACUAAGUUGACUGUGCCUUUAAACAGCUUGGAAAAUUCCAGAAAAUGAUGUCAUGGCUUUAGAAGCUUCUCAUAGGCUAAUUGACAUCAUUUGAGUCAAUUGGAGGUGUACCUGUGGAUGUAUUUCAAGGCCUACCUUCAAACUCAGUGCCUCUUUGCUUGACAUCAUGGGAAAAUCAAAAGAAAUCAGCCAAGACCUUAGAAAAAAAUUUGUAAACCUCCACAAGUCUGGUUCAUCCUUGGGAGCAAUUUCCAAACGCCUGAAGGUACCACGUUCAUCUGUACAAACAAUAGUACGCAAGUAUAAACACCAUGGGACCAUGCAGCCGUCAUACCGCUCAGGAAGGAGAUGCGUUCUGUCUCCUAGAGAUGAACGUACUUUGGUGCGAAAAGUGCAAAUCAAUCCCAGAACAACAGCAAAGGACCUUGUGAAGAUGCUGGAGGAAACAGGUACAAAAGUAUCUAUAUCCACAGUAAAACGAGUCCUAUAUCGACAUAACCUGAAAGGCUGCUCAGCAAGGAAGAAGCCACUGCUCCAAAACCGCCAUAAAAAAGCCAGACUAUGGCUUGCAACUGCACAUGGGGACUAAAAAUGAUAGGAGUUUUUGGAGAAAUAUCCUCUGGUCUGAUGAAACAAAAAUAGAACUGUUUGGCCAUAAUGACCAUUGUUAUGUUUGGAGGAAAAAGGGGGACUUGCAAGCCGAAAAACACCAUCCCAACGUGAAGCACAGGGGUGGCAGCAUCAUGCUGUGGGGGUGCUUUGCUGCAGGAGGGACUGGUGCACUUCACAAAAUAGAUGGAAUCAUGAGGAAAGAAAAUUAUGUGGAUAUAUUGAAGCAACAUCUCAAGACAUCAGUCAGGAAGUUAAAGCUUGGUCGCAAAUGCGUCUUCCAAAUGGACAAUGACCCCAAGCAUACUUCCAAAGUUGUGGCAAAAUGGCUUUAAGGACAACAAAGUCAAGGUAUUGGAGUGGCCAUCACAAAGCCCUGACCUCAAUCCUAUUGAUAAUUUGAGGGCAGAACUGAUAAAGCAUUUUCGAGCAAGGAGGCCUACAAAUCUGACUCAGUUACACCAGCUCUGUCAGGAGGAAUGGGCCAAAAUUCACCCAAUUUAUUGUGGGAAGCUUGUGGAAGGCUACCCGACACGUUUGACCCAAGUUAAACAAUUUAAAGGCAAUGCUACCAAAUACUAAUUGAGUGUAUGUAAACUUCUGACCCACUGGGAAUGUGAUGAAAUUAAUAAAAAGCUGAAAUAAAUAAUUCUCUCUACUAUUAUUCUGACAUGUCACAUUCUUAAAAUAAAGUGGUGAUCCUAACUGACCUAAGAAAGGGAAUUUUUACUAGGAUUAAAUGUCAGGAAUUGUGAAAAACUGAGUUUAAAUGUAUUUGGCUAAGGUGUAUGUAAACUUCCGACUUCAACUGUACUUGUCUGUGAAUUACUCAAAUGUCCAUGUUGUGUUGUUGUCUGUCCUCAGGUCGUGUUGGUCAGGCUGUAGCACUGAGAGCCAAAGCCUUUGGGUUUAAUGUGAUAUUCUACGAUCCGUACCUGUCUGAUGGGGUGGAGCGAGCCCUGGGGCUGCAGCGCGUCAACACCCUCCAGGACCUGCUCUUCCACAGCGACUGUGUCACCCUCCACUGCAGCCUCAAUGAGCACAACCACCACCUCAUCAAUGACUUUACCAUCAAACAGGUCGGGGCCGUGACACGCACAUGCACGUACACAGACAGAAAUAUAUUGACACUCACGCACAGAAGCCAACUGGAUCCAUGUCACUGCACUGGGGGAUUUAAAUCUACUAAGAAGACCAAUGUAGCAUGUCCUUUACAGUUGUGUCCUGCACUGUCUACAUAUUUUAUAUGGUGUGUUGUAGAUGCGCCAGGGUGCGUUCCUGGUUAACACGGCCCGAGGGGGGCUGGUGGAUGAGAAGGCCCUGGCACAGGCCCUGAAAGAGGGGAGGAUCCGAGGGGCGGCCCUGGACGUCCACGAGACAGAGCCCUUUGGGUGAGCUAACUUAAAAUUAUUCUACUCUCUUCAUUCCACUGAUAUUUAUAUGUCACUGUGUUGAAAUGAUGCUAACAAUAAGUUCCCAUGUUAGAGUUGAAGGAUGGGACUAAUAACAAAUAACAACAAAUAAUAACAAAGAUAGCUAAUAAUGUAAGCAUACUGUGUCCAUAAUAAGUAUAUCGGUUGUAUGUUGGGAGCUUUUGGGAAAGAGCACAGUUAGAAAGAUAUGGCAUAUAGAAGCAAACCGGAUGGACAUCAUGAAAAUGAUCGGAGAGGUUGAGAGUAGAAGAAGUUCAGGAGCAUAAAUAUAUAUAAUUAUUGUAAAAUUAACUAUGUCCAUAAGGUGUAGAUAGUAAGUAUAGACCGGAAGUAGAGGCCUGGGCAUUGUUGUUCACUAAUUUACUCCAAGUAGGGAAAGGAUGGCGGGGUUGAAAAGUAAUAAAGGGGAGUAUAUAUAUAAAAAACAUGGGGGAUUGGAAGUGAUGCAGACAAUUACAUUGAUAGAAGAUGCAAUAUUAAGCUGAUCCCCCCCCCCCCCCCCAUGUUUCUUCUGUCUCAGUUUCAACCAGGGCCCUCUGAAAGACGCUCCAAACCUCAUCUGUACUCCCCACGCUGCCUGGUACAGUGAACAGGCUUCUAUUGAGAUGAGAGAGGAGGCAGCCAGGGAGAUCCGACGAGCCAUUUCAGGUAACACCGUUACACUAAUCAUGGGUAUUCUCGGGUGGAUUAUUGUGUCAGGCUCCCAUGCUUCCCUCUCACUAAUAAACAACAGCAAAGCCACAAUAACAACUCCCCAAUAAGAACGUUGUGCUUCAUCAAUGACUGUUUCCUGCUUCCAGGUCGUAUACCAGACAGCCUGAAGAACUGUGUGAAUAAAGAGUUCCUGAACCAGACUAGUCACUGGGCCAGUAUGACCCCUGCUGUCAGUCACCCUGAGGUCAAUGGGGCCUACAGGUAAUAACCCUACUGUUGAUACAGAAUAACACGUAGACUCAGGCACUGUAUGCUACAGAGCUUUUUUAACUUUGCCACAGGCCAAAAUAAAAUGUUGGGUGUUAUUUGUGGAUGCUGGUAACUCAUUUUCUGGUCUUCUUCUCAUUCUCCCAGAUACCCUCCUGGUGUUGUGAGUUUGGCCCCUGGGGGGCUCCCUCCACCUGUAGAGGGGAUUGUUCCUAGUGCCGUGCCCAUCACACACAGCCUGUCCAGCGCCGCCCAUCCCCCUCACGCCCCCUCGCCGGGCCAGCCAGGCAAAGCAGAGUUGGACAGAGAGCAGCACCCCAACGACCAGUUGUAGCCCCGCCCCACAGAGCUCUCUGUCCAACCAUAGAACUCUCCUGGUCGUCAUCACCCCAAAGAGGAAUGGAACUGAAGUGUCAUGGGUUGUAAACAGCUGCCAUGAAACAGACAGACUCACAGAUGUCCAUUACAGUUCAUCUGGUCCAACCAUAGUGGAGUCGUCGUAUUUUUGAAACUUAUUUUUUUGUGUAGAAUUUUUUUGAAUAAUAUUGUGGAUUCGAAAAGAGACAAAUAUCCUUUAAAGCCAAUCCUACUGUUUAGACUGUAGUUUGUCCAAGUAACGUGGACGAAUAUCUGUUUCUGUGUCCUAUGGGUUCCUUGUUAAAGCAGAAGUAGUUGAUUAUAACAUGAAUGUAACCUGUUUGUGUACAGUUUUUAGAAAUACAACCAUUAUUUGUAGUGCAGUCUAAAAGAAAAACAAGGGUGAAAACUAACCAACUGAUUUUUAUUUUUUCCCCAACAAGCCCCAAAAGAGGCAGCUUUUGCACACGUUCUCAGGAAAUGGAGUUUCCCUAGUUCUUUUCCUUCUAUACCACAUAGUGCUUUGUUUUUCUACCUGCCUGCCUCUUUGGUCUAUAUUAGCAAAAAUACUUUAAAGUUGCAUUUGUCCUUUCAGUUUAAGGGGCAUGUUGUUCUGUAGUCUUCAGCCUCUGUAUAACUGUUCAAACUGUGCAUUUUGGGAGAGAAGACCCCCCUGUCUUGUGCAUACCUGACGUACUGCUUGCCUGUGUCAGUGUGACUUGAUUGUAACGUGUCUGAGAAGAGAAGCAGCUCCCAGCCAUACAUUGCCUCUCUUCUGGUGAAGUAGUAGGUUAGCAAUAUACAGUAUACAUACUAUAUAUUAUAAAUAUCAUUAUUUUUGGUUAACCAAUAUCCAAAAAGAGAUGUUUGUGACUGUAUGCAUUUGUAUGAAUUAUUUUAAAAAAUAAAUAAAAGUCCCUGUUGAAAGGUUAAAUGUUAUGUCUUUGUCCGUUGGCAUUCUGUCCAAGUUCUGAUAUGAUUAGUCUUGUGUGCCAGGCUUCUAGGCUCUCCUAUACAGUGCGAUUAAUUACUAAAAUGAGAUAUGACAGGCU
This is a messenger RNA of Coregonus sp. 'balchen', 10042 nucleotides long. The record is from the annotation of a GenBank genome assembly. Lineage: Eukaryota; Metazoa; Chordata; Actinopteri; Salmoniformes; Salmonidae.